UUAAUUUUUGUGAGCAACAAAGAAAUUUAUUAGCUAGUUAAAUAAGUAAAUAAUUAUUAUAAAUCAUGGAGGAUAAACAUCGUCAAUUAAUUGAAAAAUACUGUGAUAAAAUGGUGGAUGAUUUGGACAUCACAAUAAUUUGGCCAAUAUUAUUUAGAGAUAAUAUAUUUCAAGAAAACCAUGUCUACAUUUCUCAUUGGAAGGCCAACUUGAAUAAUCAAGAAACAGUAAAAGAAAUACUGAUGAAAAUAACAACAAGAGGGCCACAUGCAUUUAGCAAGUUUGUUAAUAUAUUAAAAAAGACUGGAUACAAAGAUCUUGCCAAUUUACUAGAAGAAAAAACAGCAAUUCCAACAGCAACAACAACAGCAAGUUUCAUGUCAUUGAGAGAUAACAAAAACAAUAUUGCAGCAAAUAAUAAUAACAAUAGUAAUAACAAUAGCAAUUAUUCAGCAUCAUCACCUGGAGAUGAUAUUGAUAAUCUGGAUUUUACUCUUGCUCAAUUGGAAAAUAUCAAUGAUUUUGAUCUACAAAAUGAACUUGGGCCACUAAAGGUUGUUGUUGAAAAAACAACUAAAUUUGAGGAUCAUCCAUCAAUUCUGUCAGUAUAUCCAAUGUGUUCAAAUCCUCGUGGACUUGUAUUGAUUAUAAGAUUAACAGACUACGUUCAUGAACCACUUAGAAACGGAAGUGAACAUGAUGAAAAAAAUUUAAAAGAUCUCUUUGAACAAAUGGGUUUUAAAACAAUUUGUAAAAGUAACUUAACAGGCGAUCAAAUUCAUGAUGAAAUCAGAACAUUUUCACAAAAUCCAGAUUUGAAUUAUGUAGAUUCAUGUUUCGUAAUAAUAUCAGGUCAUGGAUCUAGAAAUAAAUAUGUUGAAGAAUCAUAUAUAAGUGGAAUUGAUUCACAUGUAAAUAAUCGAAAUGGUAAUGUUUAUUGGUCUGAAAUAAUAUCGUAUUUUUCACAUGAUAAAUGUGAAGCUUUACGAAACAAACCCAAAGUUUUUAUAUUUCAAUCAUGCAGAGGCCAAGAAGAACAAAUGAUUGUAAAAGGCAUAAAUAAUGAUGAAAAUAUACAAAGCAUAAAUGACAGAAAUUGUUUUCAUGAUGAAUCUGAAUUGAUUUUUGAUUCUGAUAAUUAUCGUGAUAUAUUAAUAGCAUCAGCAACAAUACCUAACUUUGUAUCAUAUCGUGAUGGAGUUACUGGAAGCUGGUUCAUCACCACAAUCUGCUAUGUUUUUAUGAAGUAUGCAAAUACUUAUCAUAUUAGAAAAUUAUUCAUUCUGGUGGACUUGUGUAUAGCAAAUCUCUCAAAACGUGGUAAAUAUUGUCAAACAACAAUAGUGAGAUCAAUCAAUUUUAAUCGUCAAUUAUAUUUUAAUCCUUGACUAAUGGAGGAUAAACAUCGUAAAUUAAUUGAAAAAUACUGUGAUAAAAUGGUGGAUGAUUUGGAUAUCACAAUAAUUUGGCCAAAAUUAUUUGGAAAUAAUAAUAUAUUUAUAGAAAAAGAACUCAAUAUUCCUCGUUGGGAGGCCAACUUGGAUAAUCGAGAAAUAGUUAAAGAAAUACUAAUGAAAAUAACAAAAAGAGGACCACAUGCAUUUAGCAAGUUUGUUAAUAUUUUAAAAAGGACUGGAUACAAAGAUCUUGCCAAUUUACUAGAAGAAAAGACUACAAUUCCAACAGCAACAACAACUGCAAGUUUCGUGUCAUUGAGAGACAGCAGAAAAAAUAAGAAUGUAGUAACACAUGAUGGUAACAGCCAUACACAUCAAGCAGAAUCAAGUAGCUCUGCAGCUAAUAGAGACAAUAAUGAAAAUCUACAAGCCAAUUUGCAACAAGAUGUACCACUUGUUAUUCAAGUUAAAAAAUCAAAUGAAUUUCUUGAUUUACUUCCAUCUCAUGUUGUUGCUUAUCCAAUGCAAUCAAAUCCUCGAGGUUUAGUUUUGAUAAUAACUCUGUUUGAUAAACUCAAUGGAGCACUAAAGUCAGCAGCAAUAAAAGAUGAAAUCAAUUGGACAAAUCUUUUUCAACAAAUGGGAUUUUUAGUUUUAUCUAAACCAAAUCUAACAGCAAACGAAAUUCAUCAAACAUUUGGAGAAUUUACUAAACGUGAAGAAUUGUAUCGUGCAGAUUCAUGCUUUAUUAUAAUAUCAGGUCCAGGAGGUUCAAGCCUCAAACUAAAAUCACCAGUUAUUGUUGGAGUUGAUGGUAACACAGUUAAACACGCUGAAAUUAUAUCAUAUUUUUCAUCUGAACGAUGUCCUUAUUUGAGAAAAAAACCCAAGGUUUUCAUAUUUCAUGCAUACAAAGAUGAGUUGGAACAAAUGGUACAACCAAAUCAGAAAUAUUCAACAUAUCAAGACACCAGCAGCAAAAAAACAACUCUUCCAACCAAAGAUGCCAUUGUUUCAGAUAGAAAUUGGCAAAAUAUGUUGAUUGUACGUUCAACAAUGUCUGGACAUUUAUCAUAUCGUCCAACUGGAAGUUGGUUUGUCAAUAAAUUUUGUAAAGUAUUCAUGGAACACGCUUGUAAUACCAACAUUGAAGAAUUAUUUGACUUGAUUGAUAAUCGUAAGCAAGUGUCACGUCCAGCUAGAGAAAAAAUUAAACAUCAAACUUUAAUUGUUGAAAAUAUUGGCUUCAAGCAAAUGUACAUAAACCCUGGACUAUUUCAGUCUGAAUAAUUUUUUUUUUUUUUUUUAUAUAAUUAUCCAUUGUCAUUGACAAUAAUUAGCUCAAUUUAGUUAUUGCAUUUAUUUAUAUAUUUAUCAAGAAAAAAAAACUAGUA
Aphidius gifuensis is the source of this 2791-nucleotide messenger RNA. RefSeq lists its product as uncharacterized. NCBI's taxonomy places the organism in Eukaryota, Metazoa, Arthropoda, Insecta, Hymenoptera, Braconidae. Gene Ontology annotation, molecular function: cysteine-type endopeptidase activity. The record is from RefSeq and is a predicted model, not a curated record. Gene Ontology annotation, biological process: regulation of apoptotic process; proteolysis. The transcript is spliced from 12 exons.